Dromaius novaehollandiae (emu) is the source of this 4029-nucleotide messenger RNA. Its product is annotated as cytochrome P450 27C1. Gene Ontology annotation, cellular component: mitochondrial inner membrane. The transcript has 9 exons. Gene Ontology annotation, biological process: C21-steroid hormone biosynthetic process; glucocorticoid biosynthetic process; cellular response to peptide hormone stimulus. NCBI's taxonomy places the organism in Eukaryota, Metazoa, Chordata, Aves, Casuariiformes, Dromaiidae. The coding region runs from base 131 to 1795 and encodes 554 amino acids. The record is from RefSeq and is a predicted model, not a curated record. Gene Ontology annotation, molecular function: iron ion binding; heme binding; monooxygenase activity.
AAACUGAUGCUCAUGCAGCGAGAGUUUGGAGAAGUGCUGCUUGUACAAGUUAAAGCAGGCAGCGAAGAAAGAGCAACCAAAUAAAAAGCAGCUGCAGGGACAAAGUGGACCUUUCUGAAAUUAAAAAAACAUGUCUUUCUUCACGAGGGUUUUGAGAAUGAAAUGCAAGCGGACACUUGAAUCUGAGAGCAGGACUUACUUUCACCACGCGAUUUUUGUCAGCAGGUUUCACCAGCUGCCCAAGCUUUCCGGCAGCCCGUCUCUGGAGGUGCAGAACAGCCCGCCAGGGAACAAAGAGGAGGUGAUGGCAGACUCGGAGGGCGCAGGAGAGCUGCUGAACCCCCCCGCCCCCAGCCAGCUCCGCCGGGUGAAGAGCCUGCACGAAAUGCCGGGACCCAACACGCUCUACAAUCUGUACGAGUUCUUCUGGAAGGACGGCUUCGGCCGCAUUCAUGAGAUCCAGCAAAAGCACACUCAGGAAUAUGGGAAGAUCUUCAAGUCUCACUUUGGUCCCCAGUUCGUUGUAUCCAUUGCAGAUCGAGAUAUGGUUGCUCAAGUCCUCCGGGCAGAAGGUAGAGCACCGCAAAGAGCUAACAUGGAAUCAUGGCAGGAAUACAGAGACUUAAGAGGAAGAGCUACCGGACUUAUUUCUGCGGAGGGGGAACAGUGGCUAAAAAUGAGAAGCGUUCUGAGGCAAAAAAUUCUGAAACCCAAAGAUGUGGCUGUUUACUCUGGAGGAGUCAAUGAAGUUAUUAUAGAUUUAAUUAAAAGAAUCCACACCCUCAGAAGUCAAGAGGACGACAGGGAAACAGUGACCAAUGUUAACAACCUUUUCUUCAAAUAUUCAAUGGAAGGUGUGGCAACCAUUCUUUAUGAAUGCCGGCUGGGCUGCCUGGAAAACAACGUCCCACAGCAGACUGUUGAAUAUAUUGAGGCUCUAGAGUUGAUGUUUAGUAUGUUUAAGACCACUAUGUAUGCAGGUGCUAUUCCCAGAUGGCUUCGUCCACUUAUUCCAAAACCCUGGAGAGAGUUCUGCAGAUCCUGGGAUGGACUCUUCAAAUUUAGUCAAAUCCAUGUUGACAACAAAUUAAAGGCUAUUCAGUCUCAACUGGACCAGGGAAAAGAAGUGAAUGGUGGGCUACUCACAUACCUCCUAGUGAGUAAAGAACUUACUUUGGAAGAGAUCUAUGCCAAUGUGACGGAAAUGCUCCUGGCAGGAGUGGACACAACUUCUUUUACUUUGUCCUGGGCAACAUAUUUGUUGGCAAAGCACCCUGAGGCUCAGCAAUGUGUUUAUGAGGAAAUAGUCAAUAAGCUGGGGAGGGACCAAGUUCCUGUUGCUGAUGAUGUCCCCAAGAUGCCUUUGAUUAGAGCUGUGCUCAAAGAAACCCUGAGAUUAUAUCCGGUAUUGCCAGGAAAUGGAAGAGUGACCCAAAAAGACUUGAUUGUUGGAGGAUACUUGAUACCUAAAGGGACGCAGCUGGCACUCUGUCAUUAUACUACUUCAUACAGUGAAGAAAAUUUCCCAAUGGCAGAUGAGUUCCGACCUGAGCGCUGGCUGAGGAAAGAUACUUUGGACAGAGUAGACAAUUUUGGUUCAAUCCCAUUUGGUUAUGGCAUUCGAAGUUGUAUAGGAAAAAGAAUUGCAGAGCUGGAAAUUCAUCUUGCACUGAUUCAGUUGCUACAGAAUUUUGAGAUCAAAAUUUCUCCCAAAACUGAACCAGUUCGUGCCAAAACUCAUGGACUUUUGACUCCUGGAAACUCCAUCAAUGUGAGAUUUUCUGACAGAAAGUGAGACUCAAAUGUUUUGGAAAUACUUGUAUAAUUUUCAUGGAAACAGACACAUCUCAUGGAUGUUUGAUCAUAUUUGUUCUCUGGUUUGUGGUUAUAUGGCAAAAUGAUCAAGUCUUACAUUCUAGCAGUACAAUAGAGAAGUUACCACUCUCAUAAAAGAUAAUUACACAUUUGGAACUAUAUCCUGAAGCAAUUCCUUUUUGCACUGGGAAUCUCCCUUUCUCUGGAAAGAUUUCUAGCAGUAACAGCACAUGCACUGAAAAGAGCAAGUGAAAUUCAGAAUUUUUGUAUCAUCCAGUGGUUUUGUUACACUGCUUAGCCAUAAAAGUCAAUUAUUCAUGUGAGUCUAUUUGAGAAUAUGUAGAAUUAUUAUAUAAUAUAUGCAAAUUAGCUGCAUGUAUGAGUUGGUGUUUUCCUGUUUCUUGUCCUCCAGUGUGUUUUUUUAAAGUUUACACCUAACAGUGAAAUUAUGAGAUCAUUCUUCUCUUGUCUGUAAAAGCAUUUACGCUACAUGUUAAAAAAAAAGAAUGCAGUAGUAUGAAAUGUAAAGAUACAAAAAAUACAAAUUAUAUCUAUUUGUUUAGACUCAAAAUUAAGGACAAUUAAAAAAUAUCCAAGCAUAAGCCCCAUAAAAUGUUUCUAUAUCAUUAGAAAAUUUUAAAAAAUUUAAAUCUUAAAAAUAAAAAUUUAAACCUCACAUUGCAGAAUUACGAAUCCCAGACAGUGUCCUCAUUACCAAAGCAUAAGCUGAGUGGAAUAGCACAAGCCACUGUCAUCGUUCUAACUAAUGUGCCAAAACCAAGCAUCAAGGUAAACAAUAAAAAUGAAGUAGCUGUUAUAUUUUGUCAUUUACUUUAAUUAAAAUACUACUGCUACAACAAUAAUAAAAUUAUCUUUACAGUUCUUUAACAGUAAGAACUGGAAACUUCCAAUCGUAAUGUGCUGAACCAUAGACAGGUGCAUAGCUGCCUUCUGUAAGAUGGAAAUGUGACUACUAAGUGUUUUGAGAUUUUUUUAGAUCUAGUGGCUAACACAGAGUGUACACUUGAAAGUUUUUUUGUUGUUGUUUUCUUUUUCCUAGAACAACUAACAAGUAAGUCUCUCCUGCAUGAGACUUUGAUAACUUAAUUUCACUGAGCGCUAACCUUACCUUCUCAUUCUUGAGAGAAACCUUACAGCUUGGGACCAUGUUAUCCCUUGAGCAAAGAGCUCAAGUCUGUAUAUCCUAAUACGAAAUUAACUAUGUAAUAAUGUAUAGUUAACUGCAGAAGUGUCAAGUUUUGAUUGCUGUUUGUGACGUAGUUUACGUACUGAUAAUCAUAAACUUUCAGACAUAUGCACAGUUAGAAAAAAGUUGUGCAACUCAGUUUUUAAAAUCACAUUAAUCUGCUUUGCUCAUCUAGCUCUGAAAAGUCAAAGGUAGGUUAUGAAUUAAAUAAUAUACUUCAGUUUUAAUGAUGAACAGGAAAUUCUGCAUAGCUGAGUUUUACAGACACAUAGUAUUUUGAUUACUUUUUGUAUAGUGCCUUUUGAAGGUCUCGACAAGAGAAAAAAUGUUCCACUUUUCCUAUGGAUCUCCUAUGUAAAAUAAUAACACUAAAUAAAAUGGAUCUGAUCUGUGAGAAGAUUAAAUGUUUACAUAUUGACUUUAAAAUGUUAAUCCUGUAUUGAGCAUAUAUAUAUACUAUAAGAACUGAGGGUAGUCUGUGGAAGGAUUUUUUUUUCUUGAAUGAGCUUUCCUUCUUAUAUUGUUUUCUAAGAUUUCACUUCAUUCUCUUUUAUUUUCUUUCCCAUUGUUAUUUCUAACGGUCCCAUCUUAAGUAGACUGAACAGAGUUUUAUUCACUAGAGCCAGCUGACGUCUUGAAGGAGAUGUUUUGCAAAGGUCUAUUUAAAAAUCUGUGGAUUGAGUGUUUGACUCCAUAACUCUGUCGGUUUAUGUGGACCUGGGGACCAAAGGGCAAACCCCUGAAUCCAAUUUGGAUUCUUCAUGGGGCCUCCUUUGGCAUUGUCAUAGCAUCAUUAGAAACACCAGCCAUUGUUAUGUUCAGUACCUUUGUUAUGUUGUACCAAUUCCAAACUAAUACAUCACUCUACAAGAAUGAAGAGGCAUUCUAAAAAUGCUGUUUAAAGCAUUUGAAUCUUUUCAUGAAAACAGGAAAUCUGUGAUUUUUUUUUAAUAGAGCAUCUAUACAUGUAAUUUUUGUUUUAUACAUAAUAAAGUAUUUAUACAGAA